AAUCUCUCCACCGUCUUUGUCUUCCCUGUCUUUCCCCGCCCGCACCUUCCUCACACCCCUCUCGCUUUUCCACUUACCUCUCAACUCCGCUCACCACCAGAUCUGCGAGAGCCUGGGGCAUUCGAACCUGUAGUUCUAACUCGCGAAACAAUAUCUAAAAUCGGUAUAUACUGCAAUUUUCAACAAACAACCAGUCCCGUCGGACCACAUGGCGUCCGUUGAACACUGUCUCUACUGCUUCGAAACCCUGGCUUCGCGUCUGGAAAAGCGGAGGGGAUUCUCACUCCCGGAAGUACAGAAAUUAUGCCGCGAGUAUGCCAAGACGCCAGCGAGUGAGGGAAGCAUCGGCAGCAGUUUCAAUAAGAAGCAGCUUCCCGCAUUUCGACGCCUUGCCAACCCUUCUAGUGACACCGGCUCGGCAUCGUCGGGCUCUAGUAUGUCCCUCGCCACAGAGACAUCAGCUACCUCGCUGGAGUCUCUCCCGGACGCUGCCGACAUCACCGACAACGACGAGGCCGAAGGGGAAGGAGGAGAAGAGGAGGAGGUGGAGGAGGAGGAGGAGAAGGAAGACGACGAACUCAUCACCGAAUCCCCGCUCUUCGUGACCUGGAACACCGUCUCCCGACGUUCGGCGCACCGCUCCCUCCGCGGCUGCAUCGGCACCUUUGAGGCACAGAAGCUCGACCUGGGCCUGGCGGAAUAUGCUCUCACGUCGGCAAUACACGAUACGCGCUUCCCCCCGGUGGAGAGAAACGAGCUGCCCGAGCUGGAGGUGGCAGUGACCCUGCUGACCGAUUUCGAGGAAUGCGACGACGCCAUGGACUGGACGUUGGGCGUCCACGGCCUCCGCAUCAGUUUCACUUAUCACGGGAGGCGGUACGGCGCCACGUAUCUGCCCGAUGUCGCCGUCGAGCAGGAGUGGACAAAGGAGGAGACCUUGGUGAGCCUCAUGCGCAAGGCCGGGUGGAUGGGCCGUAGGGACCGUUGGCGCGAUGUUGAGCUCAAAGUCGUGCGCUAUCAGGGCAAGAAGGUAAGCAUCGAAUAUGCCGAAUACCUUAAGUGGUAUGAAUGGGCGCGGAAGAACGGCAAGACCAAGGAUGGUAAGGCCUCCUAGUAAUGCGAAUGAAUGCGGGUGUCACACUGGCCCGGGGGGUGAG
Sodiomyces alkalinus F11 is the source of this 1157-nucleotide messenger RNA. RefSeq lists its product as hypothetical. The coding region runs from base 209 to 1114 and encodes 301 amino acids. The record is from RefSeq and is a predicted model, not a curated record. The transcript has a single exon. Lineage: Eukaryota; Fungi; Ascomycota; Sordariomycetes; Glomerellales; Plectosphaerellaceae.